Molecule: messenger RNA, 1025 nt
Organism: Pseudo-nitzschia multistriata
Lineage: Eukaryota; Bacillariophyta; Bacillariophyceae; Bacillariales; Bacillariaceae
Source: the annotation of a GenBank genome assembly
GACGUCACAACAUCAUGCGAAAUUUGCAUUCAAAUCACUAGAAUACAAAUUUCAACCUGCGAACAAAUACGUAUCGUACUCUUCAUUAUUGAAGAUUGAUUUGCGUUCUGUAGUCAUAUUGACGUAGAACUUGAACCGUAUUUGUAGUGCCAAAACGCCAUGGAAGGCAUUCGACUUUUGGCCCAGCASAACCGGGCAGCGCAGCUACAAGCUCAUCAGCAGCAAGCCCAGGCCGCAGCAUUUGCCCAGCAACGAAGCAAUUCGAUGGUUUGGCAUCAGCAGCAGCAGCAACAACAACAUGCGGGAGCUGGUAAUGUAACCGCAGCUCAGAUGCAGAACGGAUACUCAAAUUUCAUGCCGUCAAUGAUGGCUAUGCAAGCAAGCAACAUGAACCAGAUGCCAAUGGUGGCAACCGCCAAACUAGCACCCUCCAAAAAAAAUAAGCUUAGCAACUCCACUCUUGCCGUCCGAAGCACAGUUCCGAGAUUCAACGUCGCAGGUGGAGUGUAUACAGUAGCACAGUGGGCGCGAAAGUGUGUAGAAGACAACCUCGAAUUCAUUGUUAAAAUUGCUCGCAGAGGUGAUCCAAAAACGGACAUGGCCAUGCUUGCCUAUGGCGAUGGAUGUCAGACGCUGGUGUUUUUGGACGAUGCUAUCAACAAGCUUCCGAAGAAGCUGUCUGAAAUUCCCAAAAUUCAUGUUGGGGUUUCAGCUGCUCCAAUCGAUGAUAAGAAAACCGAAUCCGAACUGGCAGCAUCCGGUGUCUUGCAACCCAUUGAUAGUUUGUGGGAUCACUUGCGAUACGAACAGGCAGUCGUGAACAAAGACAAGAAAGAGAAAAUCAUGCACAUUCAUACUAGCACGACGGUGUACGGUGAUAGUGCCACCGGUCGCCGACGGGUGCUCCAGAUCAAAACCAAUGCUCCCGAAAGUCCAUUUGUUGCCGACUCCUAUAUGAGAAACGUUGUAUUCGAGCAACAAGUUCUAGCCAAAUGGGAUGGACAAGUGCCAGGAGCAGGCCCCGU